AAGAGAGAGAGAGAGAGAGAGAGAGAGAGAAGAGAGAAAGAGAGGUGGGGGAAGAGAGUUGUGGCUGCUGGAGGUAAAGUUAUCCGGGAAGGUGGCUCGGAAAAUGCCCUGCGGCGAGGAGAAAAAAAGCAGAGGACAAUUGCUAAUCUGAUGCACUGGACAGCCCGCGUGCACCGCGAAGGAUGAAGAUGGGGAUCAUCAGCAGCAGCUUCAUCCUCCUCUUCCUCGCCCUCCAUCACUGCUCGUCACGGCCAUGUUUAGAUCCAUUGAUCUCUCCACUUUAUGCCUCCUCUUUCCUGGCCUCCUCCAGAUAUAAUUUCCUCUACUCUGCUCAUUUUGCAAAGCUCUAUGGCAGCAGUGGCUGGUCUCCCUCCCCACGGGACAGACAGCCGUGGAUGCAGAUCGACCUGGGCAGGAAGUAUCGUAUUGUGGCCAUCGCCACUCAGGGGACUUUCAACUCCUACGACUGGGUCACCAAAUAUACACUCCUCUAUGGAGACCGUCCUGAUGCAUGGACACCCUACGUUAUGAGAGGCGGCAACAUGACAUUGCCUGGAAACUGGAAUUACUACCAGGUGAAGAGGAAUGUGUUCCACUACGCCUUCACUGCCAAACACCUGCGCUUCCUGCCCAUGGGCUGGAACACAGAAAAUGGCGGCAAGAUUGGCGUCCGGCUGGAGGUGUACGGCUGUCCCUACGACUCGUAUGUAAUGCAGUUAGAGGGGGACGAUAUGGUGGCUUACUCAUUUCCUGGCGGGCGGAUGCGGACACUACAGGACCACUACGCUCUGAACUUUAAGACGCUGGAGAAAGAUGGGGUUUUGCUGUACAGUGAAGGCCUACAGGGAGACUCCAUCAUGCUGGAGCUGAAAACAGGGCGACUUUACCUGCAUAUUAGCCUGGGGAGCAGCACAGUUCAUAACACAAAUGGAAUGACCACAAUGAGAGUGGGGAACCUGCUGGACACUCAGCACUGGCACUAUGUCACCAUCAAACGCUACGGCCGAGAGGUCAACUUCACCCUGGACAGCCAGACAGAGAGAGCCGUCCUCAAUGGGGAGUUUAACUACUUGGAUCUGGACAAGCAGAUAUAUGUGGGAGGGGUCAUAGAGAAGGACAUGCCCCACCUCCCUGGUAAGGUUAACUUCCGUGGCUGCAUGGAGAACGUCUUCAUCAACGGAAUCAAUAUCAUUUACAAGACCAAGUACCAAGAGCCUGAUGUACGGCUUGCUCCUAAAAAGAAAAAGAUGCACUAUACGUGCCGUGACCUGCUUUGGCGACCCUUGAGCUUCGCAGGGCCCAACAACUAUCUACAGGUGCCUGGAUUUUUCCGGAGGAAUCGGUUGGCGGUGAAGUUCAAGUUCCGCUCAUGGGAUUAUACUGGCUUGCUGAUGUUUACGAGGUUCGCAGAUGAGUUGGGCUCUCUGGAGCUGGGCCUGAGUGAAGGUCAGGUCAAUGUCACGUUGAUCCAGAGGGACAACAAAAGACUCCGCUUUGCUGCAGGGUACCGUUUGAACGAUGGCUUCUGGCACACAGUGGACCUGGCUGCCAAAGACAACUUGUUGACCAUCACCAUCGAUGAAGACGAAAGCUCUCCGUUGAAGAUCACUAACCCGUUCCAAGUGAAGACUGGAGACCGCUACUUUUUUGGGGGCUGUCCUAAGACCAAUAACACGGCUCGCUGUGUGACCAAACUGGCCCGGUUCCACGGCUGCAUGCAGCAAAUCUUUAUUGAUGACGAGCCUGUGGACAUCGACGUGAUGCUGCAGAGGAAAUGGGGCAGAUACACCGAGCUGCUGCUGGGGACAUGUGCCAUCACUGACAGGUGUACUCCAAACCCAUGUGAACAUGAGGGCAGGUGUAUUCAGUCCUGGAACGACUUCUUGUGCAUUUGCAACAACACGGGCUACAAAGGGGAAGUCUGUCAUAACUCGGUCUAUAGAGAGUCAUGUGAAGCGUACAGACUGAAUGGAAAGUAUUGGUCAGGCAACUACACCAUAGACCCUGACCUGAGUGGCCCGCUGAAGCCUUUCACCGUCUACUGCAAGAUGAAGAUGAAUAGAGCCUGGACGAUUAUUGAGCACAACCGUAUUGACAGCACUAAGGUAACUGGCUCCAGUGUGGACCGACCGUACAUAGGGGAUCUACGGUAUGUGAACGCUUCGUGGGACGAAGUCACUGCUUUGGCCAACACGUCAUUAUAUUGUGAACAAUGGAUCGAGUUCUCAUGCUACAAGUCCCGCCUCCUAAACACGCCACAUGGAAGGCCUUACACAUACUGGAUUGGUCGUCAUAAUGAGAGUCAUGAUUACUGGGGUGGUUCUUUCCCUGAGAGCGGCAAGUGUGGCUGUGCCAUCAAUCAAACCUGCACUGACUCAAAGUUCUGGUGCAACUGUGAUGCAGACUACCGGCAGUGGUACGCUGAUAAGGGCUAUGUGAUGUUCCGAGACCACCUGCCUGUGAGGAGAGUUGUCAUUGGUGACACGAACCGUACUGGCUCGGAGGCCCACUUCAGCGUAGGACCACUGCGCUGUUAUGGAGACCGAAGCAUCUGGAACACCAUUGCCAUCACUAAGCCCACCUACCUGACCUUCCCCACCUUCAGACCUGGCAACAGUGCUGACAUCACCUUCCACUUCAGGACUUACCGCACCAACGGGGUCUUCCUGGAGAACUCUGACGACCACCUGCGUAACUUCAUCAGGAUCGAGCUGAACUCCACUACUGAGGUGAUAUUCAUCUUCAUGGUGGGUGAUGGGAUCAGAAACGUGACCCUGCGCACUCCAAAGGCUCUGAAUGACAACGAGUGGCACUACGUGGAGGCAGAAAUCAACCCUAAAAUGGCGCGUCUCAAAGUGGACUUCUUCCCUCCAGCCAUACACAAGCUUCCUGGCCAGACUUACAUCAACAUGCAGUUUACCCAACCCCUGCUCGUAGGUGCUGCUAAUCACACCCUGCGGCCGUUCCUGGGCUGUCUGCGUGGCCUGCGGAUGAACGGGGUUCCUGUGGAUCUGGAAGGAAAAGUGGACGAGCGGAACGGGAUCAGGAGGAACUGUACAGGAGCGUGUUUAAACGCCUCAAUACCCUGCAGAAACGGAGGCCAGUGCAUCGACGGCUAUGCGUCAUACACCUGCGACUGCAACAACACAGCCUUUGACGGCUACUACUGCCACUUAGACAUUGGAGCGUACUUUGAUGUCGGGGCGUGGCUGCGCUAUGACAUCCGUAAAGAGCCUAUUCCAGAUGAUGCGUGGUGGGCUAACUUCUGGAUCGAGCCCCACUGGCACAACUUCACACUGGGCUACAACACCACCACUGACGACAUCGAGUUCAGCUUCAGCACCCAGCAGACCCCAGCAGUCCUGCUCUACAUCAGCUCCUUUCAUAAAGACUACAUCGCUGUUCUGCUCAAGAAAGAUGGCUCUCUGUCUCUGAGGUACCGGCUAGGCUUGUUAACUCAUAAAUUUCAGCUGACCAGCAGAAACCUGGCUGACGGCUUCCCUCACUUUGUCAACAUCACCAGACACAACUACACUGUAUGGACUCAGGUGGAUUACAUGGAGCCGUGGGUCGAGAGGUUGACUCUUGGGGAGAUUCCCAGAUUUGACUCUCCUAAGUCCAUUUUUCUGGGCAGAGUGAUGGAGGUUGGAGACAUUGACUACGACAUUCAAAGACACAACAGUCCCGGUCUAGUGGGCUGUAUUUCGGGGGUCCGCUACAACAUCUUUGCCCCAUUAAAGGCUUACUUCCGGCCCAAUGUAACCAACCCACCUGUGACGACCCAGGGCUAUGUAGUGGAGUCUAACUGUGGGGCGUUCCCGCCAGUCUUAGGCUACGUGCCCUGGGAGGAUGACCCGUGGUUCACUGGACUGUUCUUUUAUUAUAUUCAUGAUGACGUGACUCCACCCUGGAUGACGUUGAUUGUCACCGUAUCUCUGAUGCUGCUCUUCCUGAUCCUGUAUGGCAUGUACAUUUACCUGUACAGGUAUAAGGGCAGUUACCACACAAACGAACCCAAAAACCUGGAGUCCCCCAGUUCAGCACGGCCGCUGACCGAAACUCUGCGGAAGGAGAAGAAAAGUCUUCCGGAAAUACAGGAGGAGGUGCCCAGCGACUAACACAGAAUGAUAGAAAUGGGGAGGGGAGGGGGGAACAGGAGGACAAGUGAGAAAAAGAGAGAACAGGACGGGAUGAGUGUGCAAAAUGAGUUAAAUUACUACUGCAGAGCGUGUCUAUAUUUUUCCUGUAUAUCUCCUCUAUUGUCUUUUUUUAGCUCAACUUUGUUACAGUAUAUAAAGGAAAAAAGUGCUAUACUGAAUUUACACAAUUUUAAUGUGUAUAUCGUUUCUACAUGAAUAAAACACACAACUGCACAGUUAUUUCCAAAAGCAGUGGUAAACAGUAAAAUGUGGUCAAAAAUGAGAAAAACCCACCUCUAUGAUAAUGGUAAUCUCUGCUAGCACCCCUAUGGGAUUUCUAAUAGUAUGUUAACCCUAUGCUAUUGGUGAUGCACAUUGCUCAAGAUUAAACAUGGAUAUUUAAAGCUUGUUAAAGACAUUCUCUGUUUCAUUUGAAGCUUGUAGCUGUUUUACAGUGAUUCUUUCUAUACAGAUAAAAAUGAGUCCCUAAAAGGCAGUGAGGGUUUCCCAUUUUCCAAAAGUACAUAAACAGGAAAAGAAAAAUUCACUCAAUAUAAUCAUUUCAUUCAUGUAGAAACAAUGUACACGAGUAAAUUCAGCGCAGCACUUUCAGUGUUUUUCGUUUUCCGUUCACUGCAUACAGGCGUGAUUUGGGUGUAAUCUGACAUCUGGUGCUUUUUUCGGCUGAGUGUUGAACAUUUGCAGGGUUUUGAGACUGAAUGAAGGCGAUUUUUCCCUCAGAGUCUGUGUCCCACACUGCAUAGCAAUGCUGGCCAGCUGAAGUGCCUCAGUAACUGUGCAGGAAUCACAGACCAAGAAGCACUUUGGAAAGAACCAUCAGCGUAACAUGGCUUGGUAUGUCAGCAAUGUUCGCAUUAUAAAAAGAAAGUCAGAUUUUAUCAAAGACACAGCACAAAAUGCACAACGAAGAAUAUCAGUGUUAGAAAACAGCCGUUUUGAAAAAUGUACAUGUUUACACACAUUGUAUCUACAGUAUUUCUGGUAAAAAAUGAAGACUUAGGUUAGCUAUUAUCUGAUAUAUCACUUCGUAAUAGCUGAUGGGAUGUAAGUAUAUAUUUGUUAUAUUACUGCCUUCAUCUAUGACUAUUGCUUGCUGAUAGACCAGGACAAUGUAACAGCUCUGAAUGACUGAAGAUUUUUUUUAGAAGGAACAUUAGCUUCGUUAAAUACUGGUAAUAUAGCAUAAAUAUACCUCCCCAUAUGGUUUUUAUGGUUAUGGAGAAGAGCCAUACUGUGCUUGAUCAUGUACUGAGGAAUCAUUAAGGCUAGAAACAUACCAAACGCAAAUGACUUUGCCCAGCCAGAACACUGCGAGCACACGGUUACAUUGUACAUACUCAACAUAUGUUCUUACGCUACCAUGCCAGUUAUAAAGUUCAGUACUCAAGGGGGCGACAGAGUGCAAAUCUAAAUGUUCAAGAAUUAUCGGUCAGGUCUAAACAUCUGUCCAAUGCCGAUAAACAGUAAAGAUAAAUGACGGCCUCCUGAUAGUGAUAUGAUUCUGAUACCAUGGUCCCUCCACAAUGGGAUUUUUGUUUUUUUUAAUGUCCAAUCCAGGUAUCUGUAGGUUAUAGCGCCCCCUUGCAGCACUGCUUAGAAAGCAGCUUGUGCUGGUUGCGCAAAAAACAUAUUUCGCUUAGCUUGAAGCAUUUGCCAACUUGCAUGAGGUAUGUUUCUGGCCUAAUCUUAUUACAUUCUAGCUUUUGUGCGAGGGACUCAAAUCCUCAACAUUCACUAAUACUACCCUAUGAAACGAGGACGAGUAAUGUACUGUAUGUCGUGUGUCGGUAUGCCUUGACUCAGGGUUGAAAACAGUUGUUUCCACAGCUGCUGAGAUUAAAGACUACGGUCCUGAUUCCUUUCACUGCCUCUACUCUAAAACUCCUAAUUUCAUUAAUCUAUUUUCAUAUUUACCAGCGUUUUUCAUAUUGGAACCUUGUAAACCAACGUGGUGAACGAAGUACUUCACUUGCAGCUCUCCAGUAUGUCAGUAGGGGGAGGCGCUGAGAGGAAUCAGCAGCAGGCGUGAUUGUCUUUGUGUGUGUGAAUCAAGUCUGAUAUGCAUACGUGGUUUUCCUUCUGGGGUCUGUUCCUGCCCAAACACUAACCAGAGUUAAUGAGUCAGAUGAAGUGCUGGACUCUGUUAGGCGCUUAACACCAUUAACACCCCCUUCACACUCACACAGUAUUUUGUCCACAUCUUAUUGAAAGAUAGUUGCGUUCAAGCCAUCAGUAUUCCCAGCGCUACUUCCUCCCCUGCUGUCUUAUGAGGGUCUUUAACAUGCCAAGUGUGUCAGGACACAGAUGCUGUGGUUUGUAAUGUAAUCUCAUGAUUUGAGCUUCAGCUCCAGUGCUACAAAUUGACCCAAACAGAUGUUACAAACAGUCAAAAACCCGUUGCUCUGUUGAAAGUUGGCACAGAAAUGAGCACUCAUAGAGAUUUCACAUUCCAUGUAGCUGAAGUGAUGGCAACUUUGAUUUAUUCAUUGUACACUCUCAAAAUAGAUGUGCCAGAAACAACACUAACAACUGUGUUACUGUUAACACAAAAUGGGUUAAAACCAGUGUUGGGGUAGUUAAGAAAUAGAUCCAUUACAAAUGACUAAUUACUUUAACAUCUCAUUUCUUUUCUUCUACAACCCCAUUUCAAAAAAAGUUGGGACAGUGUAUGAAAUGCUAAUAAAAACAGAAAGCAGUGAUU
Colossoma macropomum (tambaqui) is the source of this 6861-nucleotide messenger RNA. RefSeq names its product contactin associated protein 1 (gene cntnap1). The record is from RefSeq and is a predicted model, not a curated record. Bases 183 to 4118 code for a protein of 1311 amino acids. The transcript is spliced from 24 exons. Lineage: Eukaryota; Metazoa; Chordata; Actinopteri; Characiformes; Serrasalmidae.